Orycteropus afer afer is the source of this 1213-nucleotide messenger RNA. RefSeq names its product pleckstrin (gene PLEK). Gene Ontology annotation, cellular component: plasma membrane. Gene Ontology annotation, biological process: intracellular signal transduction; actin cytoskeleton organization. The record is from RefSeq and is a predicted model, not a curated record. Lineage: Eukaryota; Metazoa; Chordata; Mammalia; Tubulidentata; Orycteropodidae.
AGGGGAAGAGGAUGUGAUCACGCGGUCGCCCGCACAGGGGAAAUUGUGAAAAGGGCCUUGCUCUACAAAAGGCAACCUACAGUGGACUUGCCUUCCAGAGGACGCUGAGCUCUGAGAGGACACGUCUGAGUGUUCCCCUCUGUCUGGCGGUCCAUCCGACAUGGAACCAAAGCGGAUCAGGGAAGGCUACCUUGUGAAGAGGGCGAGUGUGUUCAACACCUGGAAACCCAUGUGGGUUGUAUUAUUAGAAGAUGGAAUUGAAUUCUAUAAGAAGAAAAGUGACAAUAGUCCCAAAGGAAUGAUCCCCUUGAAAGGAAGCACUCUGACUAGCCCUUGUCAGGACUUUGGCAAAAGAAUGUUUGUGUUUAAGAUCACUACAACCAAACAGCAGGAUCACUUCUUCCAGGCAGCCUACCUGGAGGAGAGAGAUGCCUGGGUUAGGGACACCAAGAAAGCCAUUAAAUGCAUUGAAGGAGGCCAGAAGUUUGCGAGGAAAUCCACCAGGAGGUCCAUUCGACUGCCAGAAACUAUUGACUUAAGUGCCUUGUAUUUGUCUAUGAAAGAUGCUGAAAAAGGAAUAAAAGAACUGAAUCUUGAGAAGGACAAGAAGAUUUUUAAUCACUGUUUCACAGGUACCUGUGUCAUCGACUGGCUGGUAUCCAACCAGUCUAUUCGAACUCGCCAGGAAGGCCUCAUGAUUGCUUCCUCACUGCUCAAUGAAGGGUACCUGCAACCUGCGGGAGACCUGUCCAAGACUGCAGUAGAUGGCACUGCUGAAAAUCCUUUCCUGGACAACCCUGAUGCAUUCUACUACUUUCCAGACAGUGGGUUUUUCUGUGAAGAGAAUUCUAGCGAUGAUGAUGUGAUUCUAAAAGAAGAAUUCAGAGGGGUCAUUAUCAAGCAAGGAUGUUUACUCAAGCAGGGCCAUAGGAGGAAAAACUGGAAAGUGAGGAAGUUCGUUUUGAGAGAAGACCCAGCAUACCUACACUACUAUGACCCUGCUGGGGGCGAAGAACCACUGGGAGCAAUUCACUUGAGAGGUUGUGUGGUGACUUCAGUGGAAAGCAACCCAGAUGGCAAGAAGAGUGAUGAAGAGAAUCUUUUUGAGAUCAUCACGGCUGAUGAGGUGCACUAUUUCUUGCAAGCGGCCACCCCCAAGGAGCGCACAGAGUGGAUCAAAGCCAUCCAGGCAGUCUCCAGGACUGGGAAGUGA